Messenger RNA from Tupaia belangeri chinensis (Chinese tree shrew), 1757 nucleotides. RefSeq names its product MAP/microtubule affinity-regulating kinase 4-like. NCBI's taxonomy places the organism in Eukaryota, Metazoa, Chordata, Mammalia, Scandentia, Tupaiidae. Gene Ontology annotation, molecular function: protein serine/threonine kinase activity; ATP binding. The coding region runs from base 42 to 1532 and encodes 496 amino acids. Gene Ontology annotation, biological process: intracellular signal transduction; protein phosphorylation. Gene Ontology annotation, cellular component: cytoplasm. The transcript has 4 exons. The record is from RefSeq and is a predicted model, not a curated record.
GAAAGCUCUUUGGUAGUGACCUGUUGGCGGACUCCCAGGAGAUGCCCCUCGGGAAUCAGUUCGCAUUUCUGGAGACCCUUGGCCAGGGCAGCUUUGCCAAGGUGAAGCUGGCCUGGCACUUUCCAACGUGCACGGAAGUGGCAGUGAAGAUUAUGGAGAAAGAAGACUCCGAGAGCACCGCCUUCACUCUGCAGACCCUCUACAAUGAGGCUGCCAUCAUGAUGAGUUUACAACAUCCGAACGUCCUGCGGAUGGUGGAGAUGGUGGACACCGACCACGCGCUGUACCUGGUCAUGGAGUAUGCCCGUGGGGGGUCUCUCCAGGACCACCUCACACUUAAUGGUCCCCUGGGGGAGGAGGAGGCCCGGGGAAUCUUCCUACAGGUGGCGGAGGCGCUGCAGUACUGCCACAGGCAGGGAGUGGCGCACAGAGACCUGAAGCCGGCCAACAUCCUGGGGAACGGUAGGGGCGCUGUCAAGUUGGCUGACUUCGGCCUCAGCGUAAGGUUCUCCACUGGCCUCGAUAUGGAAGUCCUGUGCGGCACGCCCGCUUUCUUGGCCCCAGAACUAUUCCUGCAGGAGGACUCUGACGACCGCGCGGUGGAUAUCUGGGCCCCCGCCCUGGAUAUCUGGGCCUUCGGCGUCAGUCUCUACAACGCGCUCACCGACCUCUACCCUUUUGGUGGGGAAACACUGAAGGAGCUCAGGCAGCAGAUCCUGGCGUGCCAGUUUGCAAUCCCGUCUUACCUGUCAGCUCAGGUAAGAGAUCUGCUCGCCAACAUCCUAAAACAGGACCCCAGACACAGGCUCACUCUGCAGCAAAUAAUACAACACCCCUGGUUUGACACGGAUGUGUCGGUGGCCUUCCUGUCCCCUAACCUCCCACCGCACCUGCCUGUGCACGACUCAAGGGAUCAGGAAGCCAGCGGAGAAGGCCCCGCCCGCCCAGCCUCCCUGCCUCCCACGUUGCUUGAUGGUCCUGAGGCCAAGAUCCCCACUCGGCGUCUAGCCUGGCAGCCUGCCCAAUUCUAUGGCAGCCAGGAGGGGAAGAUCCCCCCUCUCCGCCCCGCCUCGGGGAUUGCGAGAUUCCUCCGCACACCCCCAGAGAAGAGGCCCCCUCCACCACCAGUUUCACAGGACAGAUUCAGCCUCGGUCCACGGGGGACCACCCCACCUCCGCGCUCGGCCUCCCAGCCUGCCUGUGGCCACCGCUCCAGACCGCAGGGCAAGUCCCAGGCUCCCAGUCCGGCCCCCUCAAGUCCGGCCGCUGAGGCUCAACCUGGAGCCUCCGCCUGCACCCCUGGCACCAGCAGCCCUGGUGGACAUCCCCAGGGACCUGAGGGCUCCCAACACACAGCCUCUGCCAGUCCCAAGGACCAGGGCUGCCAGGGAUUGGCCAGGAAGUUCAUCAGCUGUCUGAGAGAAAACUGCUGCAUCCAGGUCCCCAAGAGCAGGCCCAGCCGAGUGGCUCCAGCUCCGGCAAAGGCAUCCAACAGGGACUGCAAGAACGCCCUGAGGUCCACCAGGCUGUGAGAGACUAACCAGCUUCGACUACUCCAGGCGGGAGCUGGGCAAGGCCUUGGACACUGGAGGAUGGAGUGCGCUGACCACAUCGCCGCCAGGAGCAGACCUCGCAGGAGUGGCCUUGGAAAUCACCUCUACAGCAACCUGACAGGACAGUCUGGAGCCAGCCUGGGACAGCAGGGCUCCUAGCCCACGCCUGGGGCAACAUGAGAAUGGACUUUUUCCUGCCCACUU